AAAAGGUUAUCAGAAAGGAAGUGUAGAAGUUAUUGCACUUACAGUACACAACUUAGAAAAAGGACGAGAGAGUUGAAAGAUGGUCGCAUACAGAAAAACAACUUAUUUCUACAUCAUCUGGUUUUGCCACAUUUUAGGUCCUGAACGCUUUAGUGAUGGAUACAGUUUUGGUACAAGACAGCUUUCAGUUAAGAGUGGAGGAUCAGUCACUAUCCCAUGUUAUUAUGACAGGAAAUACACACAACAGAAGAAAUUCUGGUACUCGGAAUAUGAUAGCAUUCGCAUUUACACAAACACUACAGCUGGAGAUGUGACAGUAAUUGAUGAUCCUGCUCAGAGUCUUUUUACUGUGACUAUGAGAAACCUGAAGGGUGAACACAAUGGGACUUAUUAUUGUGCUGUGAAGACUGGUGAACAACCAGGAGACAUGACCAUCACAGAUGAGCUUCAUCUCCAUGUUAAACCUGCUCCUGAUGUCUCUGUGAUGUCCAGCAGUGUAACUGUAGAUGAAGGUGGUAAUAUCAGUGUACAGUGCCUCUACAACACUAAAUAUAAGAAUAAAAACAAACAGUGGUGCAGAUAUAAAGACAAGAGAUGUUACACAUCCCAGAAUGCAUCAGUUGAGAUCAGUGAUGAUAUGAGAGGAUCUUUGACUGUGGUGAUGUCUGGACUGAUGAAGAGUGAUUCUGGCUGGUAUUACUGUUCUGUAAAUGUUCAACAGCCUCCUGUUCAAGAUCUACAGGUUCCUGUACAACUCACAGUCAAAGCAGCUGCAACCCCAGACACCAGCACUGAAAGCAUCAAAACUGAAACAGAAAAUAAUACAAAAAAUACCAUACCAGCAGUAAAUGAACAACAACCGAGUGCAGUGCCGCUGUGGCUUCCAGUUUCUGCCGGGCUCCUACUGCUUAUGAUUCUGGUUGGUGUUUUUAUCUGGAAAUGGAAAAGGAGAUCUGAUUCCAACGUAACUUACUGUGUUGUUGAAGAUCCAUCUGGGCAUAAAGCACAGGUUACAGCAGAUGGCACCCUUUACAGCACUGUAGAACCUCACUACCAGAACCCUCAGAAACAAUAAGUCAUCACAGCAUGUCUUUUUCUUGUUUCUUAAUUUUCUAAAAUCUCAAGACUUUUUAAACAGUUCAGCAGCUCUGCUUAAAGGGAUAGUUCGGCCAAAAAUGAUAUUAAACCCAUGAUUUACUCACCCCGAAGCCGUCCGAGAUGCAUAUGUCCAUAAUUUUUCAGACGAACACAUUUUCAGUUAUUUUAGAAAUUUUCGGUUAAUCAAAUGUGAAGUUAUGGGGUCUACGUCCUAUUAGUCCAAAAAAUGUGCAUCUAUCCUUCACAAAAUAAAUCCAAACGGCUCCACGAUGAUAAACAAAGGCCUUCUGAGGGUAAUCCGUGCAAAAUAUCCACAUUUAAAACUUUAUAAACGAAAAUAACUUGCUUCCGGUAAUGCCGAAAUCUUAGUCGCGUCCGCAUUCAAGAUGAGAGCUUUACGCAGCUUACGGAGGUUUCUCUGCUGCUGCUCUGUGCCCCCGCCCUGAAGCCGUUUGGAUUUAUUUUGUGAAGGAUGGAUGCACAUUUUUUGCACUUGAAGGACGUGGACCCUGUAACUUCACAUUUAAUUAACUGAAAGAUCUAAAAAAU
Messenger RNA from Misgurnus anguillicaudatus (oriental weatherfish), 1647 nucleotides. Its product is annotated as polymeric immunoglobulin receptor-like. The record is from RefSeq and is a predicted model, not a curated record. Gene Ontology annotation, molecular function: transmembrane signaling receptor activity. Lineage: Eukaryota; Metazoa; Chordata; Actinopteri; Cypriniformes; Cobitidae. Gene Ontology annotation, cellular component: plasma membrane.